AUGGGGCAAAACGAUCGUACGACUGUCAGAAAGAACUCGAGUGUGAAUGGUGAUGGUGGUAGCGGUUCUGGGAAGAAGGAGCAUAUCCGCAAGAAGGCAUGGAAACCGAAAACGAAGACGGGCUGUAUUACGUGCAGGAUUCGACGGGUGAAGUGCGAUGAAGCGAAACCGAAUUGUCAGCGCUGUACAUCAGGACGUACGUGCGACGGUUAUACGACCUCCACGCCCGCCCCGCAAUCGUACGCCAUUGUCUACGCACCCAAACAGUCGCAUCUGCCCCCGACCGCGGGCCUAGACCUGACAUCGACGCAAGAGCAAGAGGCUUUCCACUUCUUCAAGCACCAUUCGAGCUCCGAACUCUGCGGCUUCUUCGACUCCUCCUUUUGGAAAACGGAGGUUCUCCAGGCGUCGCACACUGUUCCGGCCAUCCGACAUGGCAUCAUUGCGCUAGCUGCCUUGCAUCGGAAGUUCAUCGUCGGUCGUAUGCCCGUCGUGCCGGAUGAUAAUUCUGACAUGCAGCUUCGCUUUGCUCUGCAGCAGUCGAAUCGCGCCAUUCAGGAGAUGAACCGUGCGAUCAAGGAAAUUAUCAAGGUGCCAGGCCGCAAGUCAAUUGCGGACAAGAUUGAUAUGAUGACGUUCUGCGUCCUGUUCUAUUGCCAGGCUUGUUUUCAGGGUCACCACACCAUGGCGAUUGAGCACCUGAGGAGCGGCAUUAAGAUCCUCCGCGAGGUCGAUGAAGAUCUAGCCGCUGGAGUGAAGGACCUGAGCGAGCAUCCCAUAUCUCUGAACACACUGCGGACCAUGUUUGUCAGUAUGGACGUGCAGGCAAGGGGUAUAAUGGGUGACGAGGCGUUGAGGACCUGGGGCCCACAGCCGAAGAGGAACUUUGCCGUCCCACAGACAAGUUUCAAGACGUUUGCCCAAGCCCGCUUCUACUUCGAGGCCGCCCUCAACGACGUGCUCGCUUUCAUGCAAGGUCUGGACAUCGACCCGCCCAAGACCGAGGACGCGAUCCAAGAUAUCCGCGCGACGUACCACCGUCUCCAGCGCCAAUUUGAUGAAAUGAGCGUACGUCUCGACUACUUCCUCGCUCAACUGUCCCAUGCAAACAGUCAGGAGGACCGUGAAUCCAUACUGGGUAUCCGGCUGUUCCGCGAGCAGGUCAAGGUCUUCUUGCGGGUCUUUAAAGGCUUCAACGGCGACAAGCACAUCCGCGAGAUCGAUUGGCACGUUGACGAGAAUGACAUGGAAACAAUAUUGGCCCUCGCUAGCGAAUUGCUGAAAGCACCACCCGACCUGAGUGUCCCUGCAGGAGCAGUCCCGGGAGAAUACUAUCCUUCGCAAGCAGAUCUGGAACACAUAUCGAAUAUGGAGAUACCAUCGUACUCGCGGCCGGUGUUCUCUUCGUUCUCAGGCCUGCUCUCGGCGCUAUGGCUCGUUACCUCCCGAGCUAAUUCAUCCGCUAUCCGCCGGAGAGCCAUUGCCCUAUUGCUAGAUUUCCCUCGCCGCGAGGGUGUCUGGGACAGCGUUUUGGCGGGAAGAGUCGCUUGGGAAAGCCUGAUGUUGGAAGAGACGGCCUUGGAGGGCGAACUUGGAGCAAGGCAAGGUCGUUUGGAACCCAGAUCGCACUACAUUCCAGACUGUAACAAGGUCCGAGCGGUUGAGAUCAUAUACGUGGGUCCACGGGUUGCUCAGAUUGAGUUUCGAAUCUUCCCGUCCAGCUAUCGGAACGUCAGCAAGGACGUCGUCAAAGAAACAACUGAGCUCAAGGUAGAAGAAGGAAAGCUACCACAGGCAGGGCGGGAAGGUCACACUGAACGUCACGAAUCCUUCUCGGUCAACGUCAAGCAGCCUGCUGAGCGUCGUGAAUCCUACACCGAGGACGUAAGAGUAUUCGAAGACCGCACCCGUCGCCCGCAGCACCGUGAGGAGGUCCACAUCCACGAGGAAUCCCGCUACAGACAACCCGAAGAUCGCCGGCGAGAGCGCGUAGAGGUCGAUAUCCACACCCGCGACACCCGUGACCGCUACCAACAACCCUACCGCCCCUACGUCGGGAGCCACAUCGAAGUCAAGGGCAAGACCUACGACAGGGACUUCAACGCUGUCCAGGGCUCGACCGCCGACCACGCUCCCACCCAGAUUGACGUCUCUGAGCGUCAAUACCGCGAACACACCCGUCCCAUCGUAGGUGGUUACGCUGCUGAGCAGGGUUACACCGACCUCAGCACCCGUCCCAACUACGAGCAGGCCUCCGGCUACCGCAAGGAGACCUUCGCCGCCAAGCACGACACUUCCCCCUACCAACGGCGGGAGGUUGACGUCGUCGACAGCCGCUACCCUUCUCGAGAAGAGGUUCGAGUAGAGAAGACUACUCGAUCCACGGUUGACGCCCCCAAGAAGUACAAGCGUGAUAUGGGAUAUUACGACGAAGACGGUCACUACCACUCGUUCCGUCACGGUAUCUCCAAGGCUGCCCACAAGGUCGCCGAUCACAUCGUUCACCCCAUCCACGGUCACCGCCACCACCACUCGCACGACCACUCCUACGCCGGAUCCAAGUACGACGACCGCCGCGAGGAGGUCGUAGUCAAGGAGAAGUACACCACCACCGCCCCUGCUUCCCGAGCUCCUGCCGUCCGCCCCGUUUCUGCCGGUGUUCCCAUCGAGAAAGUUCGCGUCGUCGAAUCCCGCAACAUGACUCCCCCCAACACCAUCACUAUCCCCUGCCACCACAUCCGCAUUGGUGACCUCCUGAUCCUCCAGGGCCGCCCUUGCCAGGUCAUCCGCAUCACCACCUCCUCCCAGACCGGCCAACACCGCUACCUCGGUGUUGACCUCUUCACCAAGCAGCUCCAUGAGGAGUCCAGCUUCAUCUCCAACCCGGCGCCGUCGGUCGUCGUCCAGAACAUGCUUGGUCCUGUCUUCAAGCAGUACCGUGUUCUCGACAUCCGCGAGGAUGGCCGCGUCGUUGCCAUGACCGAGACUGGCGAUGUCAAGCAGGGCCUCCCUGUCCUUGACCAGAGCAACCUCCUCAAGCGCCUGACUGACUCUUUCGACAAUGGCCGGGGCAGCGUCCGCAUUCUCGUCAUCAACGAUGAGGGCAUGGAGAUGGCUGUCGACUACAAGGUCGUGCACGGCUCGAGGCUGUAA
Messenger RNA from Trematosphaeria pertusa, 3153 nucleotides. RefSeq lists its product as uncharacterized. The record is from RefSeq and is a predicted model, not a curated record. Lineage: Eukaryota; Fungi; Ascomycota; Dothideomycetes; Pleosporales; Trematosphaeriaceae. The transcript has 6 exons. Gene Ontology annotation, molecular function: DNA-binding transcription factor activity, RNA polymerase II-specific; RNA binding; translation elongation factor activity. Gene Ontology annotation, biological process: regulation of DNA-templated transcription; positive regulation of translational termination; positive regulation of translational elongation. The coding region runs from base 1 to 3153 and encodes 1050 amino acids.